This is a messenger RNA of Apis cerana (Asiatic honeybee), 1075 nucleotides long. RefSeq names its product SOSS complex subunit C homolog. NCBI's taxonomy places the organism in Eukaryota, Metazoa, Arthropoda, Insecta, Hymenoptera, Apidae. Gene Ontology annotation, biological process: DNA repair. Gene Ontology annotation, cellular component: nucleus; nucleoplasm; SOSS complex. The record is from RefSeq and is a predicted model, not a curated record.
AAAAUAAAUAAAUAUUUAUAUUAAACAAAAUAUUAGUUUUUACCAAAACAUUUUUAAAAAUUUAGAAUUUUGAAGAGGUUAAGGUAAUACAUCAACAAAAAAUCAUCAACAAUGUAAACAUUAAUAUAAUAUUGAUGAAAUUUUAUGAUCAACAAAAAUUUAUUUACAUUCGAUAUUGUUAAAUUUAUUGUUUAUAAACUUUUUUAGAACUAUACUAUUUAAAGAACCAAAAUCGAAAUUUUGAUGGCUUUUUCACAAUCAAAUUCGAGAGAAUUACAAAACAGAAAAAUUUUGGAAGAAUUGCAAUUAAAAAAACAAAUGCUUUUAAAGCAAGGUGUGGCACCAACAUUGAACACAUCAUUAGUAACUUCAACGGGUUCUCCUUCUAAUUUGCCUUCUACACAACCCUCUGAUGGUGUUGCUAUGAGUGCAUCCCAAAGAGCUGCCUUACAUAACGCACAUGCAGCAUCAUCAGGAUAUUUUGUAACACAGGAUUCUUCUUUUGGCAAUCUUAUUUUACCAGUUCUUCCUAGAUUUGAUACUAAAUAAAGAACUUAAAUUGCAUAAUUUCAAAUUAUAUAAAUGACUAUGCAGACUUUAAAUUGUGUGAUGAAAGUGAUUUUGAACUAUAUAUGUUUUUUUAAGUGCGCUUCUUAUAGUGAAAUUAAAGCAUAAGGUGAUAAUUAAUAAUUAAUCAAAAUGGCUAACAUUCAACUUCGUGAGUUAGAAGAAUAUUUACAACAGUUGGAUGGAUUUGAUAAACCAAAAAUAUUACUUGAACAAUAUUGUACUAGUGCUCAUAUUGCAUCCCGCAUGUUGUACUGUGCUGAAGUUCAAUUUAAUGACAUAGAGGGACAUUCAGUAGGUGACUUAGGUUGUGGGUGUGGUGUUUUAUCACUUGGGGCACAGAUGCUUGGAGCAAGUCAUGUAAUUGGUUUUGAAAUAGAUUCUGAUGCACUUAAAAUUCAAUCUAAAAAUUGUAAUGAAAUAGAUUUGUUUGUGGAAACUGUACAAUGUGAUGUAUUACAAUAUUUACCAGGUAAGCUUGUAAAUAUAUAAAAUUUAUUUAUAAAAA